This is a messenger RNA of Sphenostylis stenocarpa, 363 nucleotides long. The record is from the annotation of a GenBank genome assembly. Lineage: Eukaryota; Viridiplantae; Streptophyta; Magnoliopsida; Fabales; Fabaceae.
AUGCAUUGUUGCAGUACUGUAACAGCGAAGAAUACAGAUAAUGCAGAAGUAAGAGUGAUAUACAAUGCAGAGGAAGUUAUAUCAGGACUGCAAGCUCCUAUUGUCAAGGAUAUAGAGAGUGUAUGGCCAACAGAAACAGGUCUUGUUUGGAGUGAGUUAAGCGAAGCCAUCUUAAGCAAAGACUGGGAAAAGGCAAAAGAAGCAAAGAAACGUGUGGAAGAAAGACAAAGGGAGCUUCAAAGAGAAAGAGAAUCAAAAGGAGAAAAGUGGGUUCCUAAACACUUUAUGUAUAACAAAGAAGAGCUUUGGAACUGUUCACCAAUUGAAAACUGGGUCCCAAACGCCCCUAUCGUCACCUUGUAA